AGAAUGAAAAAACCGUGGAGAUCAGAGGAAUUAAUAUUGGAGAAAUGGCUAUGGAGGAGAAUGGCAGAGAGGGCAUAGAAAUCGAAGCCCAACAAAGAACUACGGCAACUCCUUCGGUUGGUUUCAACAAGUACGUCUUGGCAAGUGCUAUGCUGGCUUCCACCAAUUCAAUUCUCUUGGGUUAUGAUAUUGGGGUGAUGAGUGGAGCAGUGUUGUUCAUCAAAGAAAAUCUCAAUAUCACAUCAGUCCAAGUCGAAAUCUUGGUAGGUUCCUUGAACGUGUGCUCCUUGAUCGGUUCUCUGGCAUCCGGCAAGACUUCCGAUUUGAUUGGUCGGCGAUACACCAUCGUCCUCGCAGCUGCCACAUUUCUGGCCGGUGCCAUUCUCAUGGGUUUCGCUCCUUCCUUCCCAUUCUUGUUGGCCGGUAGAGUUGUCGCCGGGAUCGGGGUCGGUUUCUCACUAAUGAUUGCGCCUGUGUACACUGCGGAGCUCUCACCUGCUACGACCAGGGGAUUCCUUACUUCCCUCCCGGAGGUCUUCAUAAACAUCGGAAUCUUACUCGGUUACAUCUCCAAUUACGCUUUCUCUGUCCUCUCAGAAAACAUUAACUGGAGGCUAAUGCUUGGGGUCGCAGCCGUCCCUGCACUUGGGAUUGCCACGGGCGUCAUGGUGAUGCCCGAGUCGCCUCGGUGGCUUGUCAUGCAAGGACAAAUUGAGGAAGCUAAUCGGGUUCUGAUUAGAACAUCCAAAAGUGAAGAAGAAGCCCUUAUGAGACUUGCAGAGAUCACAAAAGAUGCUUCUGCUUCUGAGAAUUUACGAGGGAAAGGUGCGUGGAAGGAGAUGUUCUUUAAGCCUUCCAAACCUAUUCGUCGGAUGCUCAUCGCAGCGAUCGGAAUCAACUUCUUCAUGCAAGCCUCCGGCAACGAUGCAGUCGUUUAUUACUGUCCAGAGGUGUUCAGGGCUGCCGGAAUUCGCAAGAAGAAAGAGUUGGUGGGAGUGACGAUCAUCAUGGGCAUCGCUAAGACUUCUUUUGUUCUGAUUUCGGCUCUUUACUUGGACCGGUUCGGGAGGCGGCCGAUGUUGCUAUUAGGUUCGAUGGGGAUGACAGUAUCACUAGCUGGGCUGGGCCUGGGCUCGAAAUUCCGGGAGGGUUCGGUGAGGAAGCCCUUGUGGGCGAUAGUGUUGUGCGUGGUGGCUGUCUGUGCUGACGUGUCGUUCUUCUCGAUUGGGCUUGGGCCUGUAACAUGGGUCUACUCGUCCGAAAUAUUCCCAACCCGGCUUAGGGCACAAGGGUCUAGCAUGGCGGUCUCAGUGAACCGGAUGAUGAGUGGGGUUGUUUCAAUGACCUUUUUGACGAUCUCGGAGAAAAUAACGUUCGGUGGGACGUUCUUCGUGCUGGCUGGGAUCAUGGGCAUAGGUGUAAUUUUCUUCUCUGUGUUCUUGCCGGAGACCAAAGGCAAGAGUUUGGAAGAGAUGGAGGCCAUCUUUCGGGAUUAG
This is a messenger RNA of Telopea speciosissima, 1496 nucleotides long. Its product is annotated as polyol transporter 5-like. Gene Ontology annotation, molecular function: carbohydrate transmembrane transporter activity. NCBI's taxonomy places the organism in Eukaryota, Viridiplantae, Streptophyta, Magnoliopsida, Proteales, Proteaceae. The transcript has 2 exons. The coding region runs from base 45 to 1496 and encodes 483 amino acids. Gene Ontology annotation, cellular component: membrane. The record is from RefSeq and is a predicted model, not a curated record. Gene Ontology annotation, biological process: transmembrane transport.